This is a messenger RNA of Arxiozyma heterogenica, 1242 nucleotides long. RefSeq names its product Pci8p (gene PCI8). The coding region runs from base 1 to 1242 and encodes 413 amino acids. Lineage: Eukaryota; Fungi; Ascomycota; Saccharomycetes; Saccharomycetales; Saccharomycetaceae. The transcript has a single exon. The record is from RefSeq and is a predicted model, not a curated record.
AUGGAUUCAUUAGACAUUCAAAAAGUUUUAUUACUUAAGAGAGUUAUCUAUAUAGUAGAAAAUAAUAUUGGUAAUUUUGAAGAAAGAUCUCACUGGAUUCAAAAAAUCGUAAAGGAAACCCCGGAGUUGAUUGUCUUAUUACCAUCUCUUAAAGAGAAAAUCGAAAGAUUCUGUGAAAACUACAAUAUAUCAACAAAUACUCUAAACGAACAAUGCCCUAUUAAUAUUCAAUAUAAAAAGAUUAAGAUUGAUAAAUUAAUCGUUGAACAUAUUCUUCAAGAUGAUUAUUCGAAUAUAAUUCUGAAAUAUAAUAUCAUUCCAGUUGAGAAAGCAAAUCAUCGUCACCAACCCCAUUAUUUCUAUCAUUGGUUAGAAAACGUUCUGAUUAUAACUAUUUUAAGUCAUGAUUUUAGAAACAUUCCUGAAUUAGAGUAUAAAAUUGAAUCUAAUUAUGAAAUUACUACCCAUCUUGACUCUGAUAAUGAAAAUUCUUACGAUUCACAACCCGAGUUAUUUAAUGCAGUACAAAGAAUGAGACUAUAUCUUUGCUGUUCAUUAUUUCUUCAAGAGAAAUAUCUGGAUGUUAUUCAAAAGAUAUUUUAUUUUAAUGACAAGGAUAGCGGAUUUUUACAUAUAUCUCAAUGGAAUUUACAAAAUAAUUUCAUUUUUGAAGAUGAAUUUUAUACCAUAGUAUUGAUUUCUGCAUUAUUAACAAUUCCAAUAAAUAAAUAUAAAAAUUUCAUACAACUGGCAAAUAUACAAUUAUUGUUCCAUAAUUUCCCACUAGCAAACAUGGUAUUUGAUCUUUUAGUGAACAUUAAUUUUAAAAAAUUCUUUAAUGUUUGGUUUCAAAAAGUAUACCCAAUCGUCCAAAAACAUUUUAUCAUUGGACCUAAAUUAGAUGAGAUAGAACAAAAAAUAAGAACAAAGAUAUACGUGUUUUACCUUAGUGUAUCGGAUAAAAUUAAAAUUAGUCAAUUAUCUGAGUCAUUGGGCAUAGCAUACAAUAUAGUUUUAAAUGAUUUAACAAAAUUAUUUAAUGAAAGGCAAUCAAAUUUUUUUAUAGAAGGUGACAUAGUUUUUUACAAAAAGAGAUCGAUUAUAAACGAUAUUUCAAGUAUCUUAAAAACAAAUGAAAAUAGGAUAUCAAAAUUAGUAGACAAAAAAAGAGAAGAUAAUCAUCAACUUAUAGAAUUUCUUCAUAAUUCAACUUCAACUAAUAGUCAAAACUGUACAGACUAA